CCACCACGGUUAAUUCAAAGCUACAUAACUGGAGUUGACACAGGUGCACUUCAAACACUCAAAUUGACACAGAUUCGGAAGCCUCUGAUGAAAUCGGCUUUCAUUGAUCAGAAUUUAACAGAAGAAGAAGUCAAUAUGAAAUUUGUCCAGGACCUCUUAAGAUGGGUGGAUGAAAUGCAGGUACAGCUUGACCGAGCCGAAUGGGGAUCAGAUUUGCCAGGUGUUGAAAGCCAUGUUGAAAAUCACAAGAAUGUUCACAAAGCUAUUGAAGAAUUUGAAUCAAGUCUUAAAGAAGCAAAAAUCAGUGAGAUCCAAAUGACUGCUCCCCUCAAACUCAGCUAUACAGAAAAAUUGCACAAACUGGAGAGUCAAUAUGCAAAACUCUUGAAUGCCUCUAGAAAUCAGGAAAGACACCUUGACACCCUUCACAAUUUUGUGUCACGUGCCACUCGGGAACUUAUAUGGUUGAAUGAAAAGGAAGAGGAGGAAGUUGCACACGACUGGAGUGAAAGGAACACAAAUAUAGCAAGGAAAAAGGAAUAUCAUGCCGAUCUGAUGAGAGAACUUGACCAGAAAGAAGAAGUUAUUAAAUCAGUUCAGGAAAUAGCAGAACAAUUGCUCUUUGAAAACCACCCUGCGAGAUUAACUAUUGAGGCCUACCGAGCUGCAAUGCAAACCCAGUGGAGCUGGAUUUUACAGCUCUGCCAAUGUGUUGAACAGCACUUAAGAGAAAACACUGCAUAUUUUGAGUUUUUCAGUGAUGCUAAGGAGGCUCUAGAUUACUUGAAGAAUUUACGAGAUGCAGUACAUCGAAAAUACAAUUGUGAUAGAUCCAGCAGCAUUCAUAAACUAGAAGAUAUGAUCCAAGAGUCUAUGGAAGAAAAAGAACAGCUCCUGCAGUACAAGAGCACCGUGGCAGGCCUUGUGGGCAGAGCAAAGGCAAUAGUUCAGCUAAGGCCGAGGAAUCCCGAAAAUUCCCUAAAAACGUCCAUCCCAAUUAAGGCCAUCUGUGACUAUCGACAGAUCGAGAUCAAAACACUCUUGCCAGGUGAACAUCAGCAGGUUUUAAGCAACUUGCAGUCUCGCUUUGAUGACUUCUUGGAAGACAGCCAGGAGUCCAAAAUCUUCUCUGUUGCUGACAUUGCCCAGUUGGAAAGGGAAGUGAAUGUAUGCAAGCAGUACUACCAAGAGCUCCUUAAGUCUGCUGAGAGAGAGGAGCAUGAAGAAUCUGUUUAUAAUUUAUACAUCUCAGAAGUUCGAAACAUCAGACUUCGAUUGGAGAAUUGUGAAGAUCGUUUGAUUAGACAAAUUCGAACUCCUCUGGAGAGGGAUGACCUACCUGAAAGUGUGUUCCGUAUCUCUGAACAAGAGGUAACUCUUCUCAAUUUGCUGAUGAAAACUACCUUUUUGAACAUUGUAAUCAAGUUCGAACAACUUUUAUUGCAUUAAAUUAAUUGGAUAAAACUA
Molecule: messenger RNA, 1467 nt
Organism: Protobothrops mucrosquamatus (brown spotted pit viper)
Lineage: Eukaryota; Metazoa; Chordata; Lepidosauria; Squamata; Viperidae
Product: dystonin
Exons: 10
Biological process (GO): wound healing; cytoplasmic microtubule organization; intermediate filament cytoskeleton organization
Cellular component (GO): hemidesmosome; cytoplasm; membrane
Molecular function (GO): structural molecule activity; microtubule binding
Source: RefSeq, a predicted model, not a curated record